AUGUACUUCACGGAGGAUGCCACAGUAAAUCCCGCCUGGGGCGUCGAGGACCGCACCACCGUCGUUCGCGACUCUCAGUCGUUCGUUUCUUGUAGUCCUUUGAAUGGUCGACCUCUAACUGAUAGUUCUAAUGUCAACAGUGGCCACCCGAUGGUCAGCGAUGGCGAUGUGAUGGAAGUGUAUUCCAUCCGAAGGGUGGCAACUGCUACUUCUCUGCUUGCUCUUCCAUUUCUGACCAUCAUCUGA
Messenger RNA from Echinococcus granulosus, 246 nucleotides. RefSeq lists its product as hypothetical. The record is from RefSeq and is a predicted model, not a curated record. Bases 1 to 246 code for a protein of 81 amino acids. The transcript is spliced from 2 exons. NCBI's taxonomy places the organism in Eukaryota, Metazoa, Platyhelminthes, Cestoda, Cyclophyllidea, Taeniidae.